AUGGCAAUUGGGUGGGUAGUGAUAAUAAAGUGGGUAGUUAUUCCGUGUGUUUAUUAUGAAGGGUUGUGUUUAUUGUGGAUGUAUGAGGAAAAAGAGUAUGGGUUUAUUGAACUAUUCCGGGGUUUACGGGCUGAUGCAAGUAUUGAUAUUCUGCAACGAGAUCCGAUUACGAUGCGGACGUACUUGGGAUUGGCGGUGGAAUGUCUUAAUAGGAAGAAGGACUUUAUAAUGGCUGUUGUACUAACGGAGACAGAUAAGAUGGAGGUGGAGGCUGAAAAGUCAGACCAUGUGCCGGCUAUGUAUGUGCAACGAGGGACGGCAUAUUUAGCAGAAAGUAUUAAUCUUCAUCGCUUCUAUGUUUCACAAGCAAAUCCGAAUGUUAUGUGUAUUGUUAAGCGGUCGGUUAAGGAUCCAAUUAAACAGGUCCCGAUUUUGAACAUUUAUUACUACAUGGUUCAUUUGGGUAGUUUACGGGCUUUGUUGCAGCCGUUACUGUUGAGUAACUUUAAUGAGGGCGGGAAAAAGAUAGAGGACUCAUUGGAAGCCUUGUCUGAACUUAAUAAGGUCUUUCCAAUUAUCAUGCGAGCUGAAUGGAUUGGUAGUGAGGACGACUACUUUCAGAAUAGUAUCUUUCAUGAGUACUUACAAACCAACUCAAUUAUUGCUAAGAUAACAGAUGCUAGGCAAGAAAGUGAAGAGAGUGUUAAGAUAGAACGAAGAAUCUUCUUUGUUUUCUUUGCAGUGCUAAUUAGUUGUACCUGUUUGUCUUUUGUGGGGCAGUUAGUUGUUGGAGUUCUCACUUAUCUUUCAGCCCUCAACCACUUGAUUUUGGUUUUGGUUUCCAUCGGACUAAUUUACAUCAACAAAAUCGUUUAA
This is a messenger RNA of Nematocida homosporus, 876 nucleotides long. RefSeq lists its product as uncharacterized. Lineage: Eukaryota; Fungi; Microsporidia. The record is from RefSeq and is a predicted model, not a curated record. The coding region runs from base 1 to 876 and encodes 291 amino acids. The transcript has a single exon.